AUGACCGCGUAUGAUGACAACAUCAGCAGCUGCAGUAUGCCACCAAACCAGUUUAUCAAUAACGAAGCCCCUCUGCGAUCCGAGGAGACCCCGGAAGAGAUCGAGUACAUCAACGGAAUUCGCGCUGAUCCAUCGCGCAUCGACCUUUACAAGAAGCUCGGGAGCAGUCUUUACGACCGUGGGGCCUUGGCCGAGUCUGCGAAGAUCUACGAGGCGGCUCUGCGGGUGAGACCCAGCGACGCGUCGCUGCGCUUCAACCUGGCGGUUCUUUCGCAGGAGUUGCAGGAGCCAGAGACAGCGGCACGGCACUACGCAGAAGCCUUGCGUCUUCGGCCGGAGCUGCUGCCACAAGCCGCCAGCGACUUUGGGGCGCUGCUGACGCAGCUUGGGAGGUAUGCGGAGGCCGAGUGGUAUCUAACCCGGGGGCUGACAGCUGCCCCGGAUGCCUACAUCCUUUACACCCUCUCUGUGGUCCUCUGGAAGCGCGGGGACCUGGACGCUUCAGAGCAGCGGCUCCUCGAGGCCCUGGCUGCAGACCCGCACGUGGCCUCGCAGGAGCUGCGGCCCGAGCCAGCCCGGGCCUUUCCUUUGCCGACCUCGCCAAGGGAGCUCCGGCAGCUGCUCACGGAGGUGUGCGCUUGCCGAGGCGAGCAUCAGCCCAAGGCCGCCUGUUCAGAGGAGCUGGAGUUCGAGCUGCUGGGUCUCGCUGCGGAGGCCCCGGCUGAGGCCUGGGAGGGCCUGGCCCUGGAGGUCCGAGGCCACCUCGAAGCAGAGGAGCGAAGUCGUUGUGGUGGUUUCGUGCCGCGGCGCUCCGAGAUCAUCGAUGGGAUCGUACCCCGGGGAUCCCUGAUGAAGCUGCGCAUCCUGGAGAACAAGCGUUUUCUAUUUCAGGUGGUCUCAAACUGGACAGGCUCCUUCGAAGAUUCGUGCAGAAUCGCAGGGUCCGAAGUGCUGGUCCAGACCUGGGUGAUUGCAAACGCCUCGAGGAAAGCAGAAAGCCUGGCUGACAUCUGUACGGAGAUCUUGCAGUGGCCACCAGGUCGUCGGCAGCUCGUGGUGAAGCCUGUUGACAUGGCCUUUGCCAUCGGCACGACUCUUUGGAACCUUACUGGGCAGGUUGGACUAACGCAGGCAUCCUGCCAAGAAAGCUUUCCAACAAGCCUAGCCGGAAUGGACGCAGGCCGGCAACUUCGAAGACAGGAUACGAUCAUGGUCCAGCAGUUCGUCCAGAGCUGGCAGCUGAAAAAUCGAAAGCUUGAACUCCGAGCACACUUGCUGAUUGCAUCUGCAGACCCGCUGAUUGUCUUCUGGGACAGGGAUCUUCUCUUCAAGUGGGGCACUGUGCCUCUGCCUGAGGGAUGGGUGCUGAGUGGACCAUCGCAAGAACGCGAGGUAUCUGUGCAGGCUUCUGAAGAUCUCAGCUUCGGGUCUGGCCGUUGUCCUGGAGGCAUUCAGGGCUGCUACAAGCGGACGGCUGACCUGGUGUCCUGGACGCAGAGUUCCGACUGUAGCAGUUAUGAUUCCAGGUGGAGGUUAGGGGUGCAAGCUCAGGGGUUCUCUGGCACCGCAGAUGGAUCACAUUCAAAGGGUGAUCGUUUGCCCAAGGGGCCAACUGACCCGCCGAAUUCGUGGGAAAUCAUCGGGGUCGACUUUGCCUUGGAGCAGUCGGAUGCCCUGCGUGUGGACGCGAAGGUGCUGGACUGGAACUACGGACCAGGACUGGCCUUUGGUCGGCAGCUGAAGAACGGCCAGGCGAAGACGCUCGCCUUCCUGCAGGAGGCGUACCGACUUCUACACCAACUACACAGGCUACGGGGAACGGGUGGGCCAAGCGCCCGGCGGCAGCAGAUGCCCCCGUCGCGCCUCGAGGUCCUCUUCGACGACUCGGGCGAGAGGCGGCCACCCGCUUGGCACGGGGCUCGGUAG
Messenger RNA from Symbiodinium sp. CCMP2592, 1926 nucleotides. NCBI's taxonomy places the organism in Eukaryota, Dinophyceae, Suessiales, Symbiodiniaceae. The record is from the annotation of a GenBank genome assembly.